Molecule: messenger RNA, 1414 nt
Organism: Anolis sagrei ordinatus
Lineage: Eukaryota; Metazoa; Chordata; Lepidosauria; Squamata; Anolidae
Gene: CIAO1
Product: cytosolic iron-sulfur assembly component 1
Biological process (GO): iron-sulfur cluster assembly
Cellular component (GO): cytosolic [4Fe-4S] assembly targeting complex
Molecular function (GO): protein binding
Source: RefSeq, a predicted model, not a curated record
CUGCGCAGGCGCAGAGAAAGCCUCAGCCUACACACAGGACCCAGCGCCUCUGUUUGGGGCCAUCAUGAAGGAUUCCUUGGUGCUCCUGUCCCGCAUCGCUGCGCAUCCGGACUCCCGCUGCUGGUUCCUGGCCUGGAACCCAACGGGGACCCUCUUGGCUUCCUGUGGAGGGGACCGCAGCAUCCGCAUCUGGGGCAAAGAAGGAGAUGCCUGGCUGUGCAAAUCUGUCUUGGGCGAAGGGCACCAGCGGACGAUCCGGAAAGUGGCCUGGUCACCUUGCGGCAACUAUCUUGCCUCAGCCAGCUUUGAUGCCACCACCUGCAUUUGGAAGAAGAACCAAGAGGACUUCGAGUGUGUUGCAACCUUGGAGGGCCAUGAGAACGAGGUGAAGUCUGUGGCCUGGGCUCCGUCCGGCUCUCUCUUGGCCACCUGCAGCAGGGACAAGAGCGUCUGGGUUUGGGAAGUGGAUGAAGAAGAUGAGUACGAGUGCAUGAGCGUGCUGAAUUCCCACACGCAGGACGUCAAGCACGUGGCCUGGCAUCCCAACCAGGAGCUGUUGGCCUCGGCCAGCUACGACGACACGGUGAAGUUGUACCGGGAGGAAGAGGACGACUGGGUGUGCUUUGCCACCCUGGAGGGUCACGAGUCCACCGUCUGGAGCCUGGCCUUCGACUCCAGCGGGGAACGGCUGGCCUCCUGCAGCGACGACAGGACCGUCCGCAUUUGGCGCCAGUACAAGCCGGGCAACGCGCAAGGGGUGGUCUGCUGCGGCACCGAUCCCACCUGGAAGUGCGUCUGCACCCUUUCCGGCUUCCACACAAGGACCAUCUACGACGUGGCAUGGUGCCACUUGACGGGCGCCUUGGCCACCGCUUGCGGGGACGACUCCAUCCGGGUAUUUGAGGAGGAGCCCAGCUCGGACCCCCAGCAGCCCACUUUCAACCUGGUGGCCCACGUGGCCCGGGCCCAUUCCCAGGAUGUCAACUGCGUGGCUUGGAACCCCAAGGAGAAAGGCCUGCUGGCUUCCUGCAGCGACGAGGGAGACAUCGCGUUCUGGCAAUACCAGCACCCCGAGGCCUGAAGAGGUGCUCUCCUGUCUUUAAUACCCUAGGACAUAUAGGGUUCCCCCAAAAUCAACCUGGAAAGCUGGUUCUUCCAUAGCAAUUCCUGUUAUUCCCUAAAUUUCUACUGGAGGGGUGUCCUUUUUGUACUAAAACAAACUUUCGGCCCUCCAGAUGUUUUGCACUCCAACUCCCACAAUGCCUAGCUGCCUACCGGUGGUUAGGAAUUGUGGGCGCUGAAGUCCAAAGCACCUGGAGGGCCAAAAGUUUGCCCAGGCCUGUUCUAAGACAAGGACUAAGAGGUAUACUUACAGAAACAAGUCUGAAAGAAAUAAUAAAACCUAAACACGGUA